AUCUGUAGAUUGCGUGCAAUUUACUUUGCGUCCUUCGCAUUAGGCUUUAUUUUGUUCAAAUAUAAAAUAAAAUUAGCUAUAGAUUAGUCUUAACUAAUUAUCCUAAUAAAUUUUCUGAACUCCCUAGCUUUACUUCAUAGGAGUCUUGAAAUAUUGUUAAAGAAACCAAGUGUUCCAACCCAAAAGUUCACGGCUUCUGUUGGUUGCGCAUCGUGAAAUAAUUUAAUGGAAGUAUUAUUAUAAUUACUAAAAAGGUAACUGUGUUUAAUAAUGUAAGAGGAGUUUUGUGUGAAACUUACAACAAAGUGAUACAUAGUGACUUAACAAGUGUAAUACUAUGGUUAUGUUGGUGGGAAAGUCAAUGAACCUACAUACGGCAUGCUGACACUGUGACUUUGUUACGAAAAUAUGUAAAUAAACAUGAAUGAUAUAGGCGUUAAAACAGCAGAAUCUCCGAAGGAUAUAUCGGAGAUUUCUCCAGCGCCAGAGAUAAGUGUCGACAAUGAAGUCGAUCCAUUAUCCUUAGAGGAUACGGAUGUGGUCACCGGGAAGGAUCCCUUGAAAGAAGGAGACAAUGUUGUAGAGGAGAAGCGGGAAAGCUGUGAUGAUAAUGCCAAAGAAGAUAAUAUAAGUGAGAGCCCUAAUGAUGAAACUAUAGCUGUUCAACCGGAGACUAUUAAAGAAGUGUUGCUGAAAGAUGAAGCACCAAUAACUGUGAUAGAGGUAAAAGAUGUGGCAGAUGAUGUUGCGAUUAGUUUAAAACCUGACCAAGCUCCUGAGAACACUGCGUCCUGUGCUCCUGAGACCAGUGAACUGCCUCAGGAAACGAAGCAGUCUGUUGACGUCCCGAAGGUUGAGGAACCUAGUCCUGUAAAAGAAACUCCUGUGGAGGUCGAGGAAGUAAAACCACAGAAGGCUGACGCUGAUGUGGAAAUGACUGAAGUAGUGCAGUCUAGUGAAAAGACAGAGAAAACAGAAUCUAAAAUUAAUACACAAGCAUUAAACGGCGACGUUAUAAAGGAGGAGCAAACAACGAAAAGGCGAAUCAGCGAAGACGUCGAUACAGAAUCACCGCUGAAGAAGCUCUGCCAGGAAGUUGAGAAGACUUUCCCACAACACGAUGUCAUGAUAAGCGACUACAUUCAGACAGCGACUAAAAACAACGUCGAUGAAAUACAGAGGCAUACGGAACAACUGCUCUCAGAAAUACAGACGCUAAGAGAACUCGCUCAAAAGAAAGAACACGAAUGGAAUAAUAUACUGCACCUAAAGAAGGUCAAAGAAGAAAUACUUUUACGACUUCUAAGGCGUAAACAAGUUAUAUCUUUCGAGAAAUCAGCGGACGUGAACGGUUCAGAGAGAACGGAUCCCUUUGAUUAUUUAAAUCAAGCUAAAAACCUGGCCAUAGACAAGAGCGAUGAAAUCUCAGGGUUGGCGAUCAAACAGCCGAGUUCAACGAUGGUCAACCCUAUAUUGCAGGCGCCGGUGUUGCCUGUUACGACGCAUUUUAAUCACAUGUCAGGGUUGCCACCUCCAUACGACAAAGCUGCACAUAUGCAAUCAAUGCCGAAACCAGUAUUCCAUCAGCCUUUAAUGUUGCCUGGCCCUUUACCAGGUUUCUCUAGAGAUAUGAAUGGACAGUUGAAUAAUUUCGGAAUGCCGAUGGGUCGGCAGGGACCCACUAAAGAUGUUAAAUCAAUAAUAGCUGAUUAUAGACAGAGGAACCCAGAAGUAACUCCGAGAAGAGGAAGACGGAUGAAGUCGAUACUGAAUCCUAAUAUGAUGAAUCCACCGAGACCUAUAGCACCUAAAAUUGAUAACUUAAAUAAUUUUAAUAAUCUUAACAUGCUAUUCAACAACUUGGAUAUGAACCAAAAGGCGAUGUUAGAGAGAUUGCAGCAGAUCCAAGCUGGCGGUCUUCCCAACGGUGUAUCGUUCAAAGACGUACUCGUACAGUUCGCUAACAUGCAGCAAACGAACCCCAACCUCAUGCCGAGCAGGCCCAUGGAGAUGCCCAGCAGAGAACAUCAUGUGAGGCCCGAAGGCAGACGGAGACAGGAUAGAAGUCACGAGGAGCCCCACAUCCCCAAGCAAGCGGAGAGGCUGACCUCCCCCAGUCCACGUCUACCCCCACCUCCGCCGUACCCUGAAAUAUCUCUGUUGCCAGUCACCACCAGCCAGGAAACCUCACAGUCACAAAGUUCCCUGUUACACGGGAUAUUGACUAAGCAGGCGUCCCCUGCGUCUCAGAGUUUCUCCCCGACGUUGGCUAAACUGCUCACGUCGCCGGAAAGGAAACAGAGCGCGCCAACGUUGCCAACUUUCGGUCAGGCCAAGAACUGCGGCGAGAUUACGAUAACUCCGGUGCAGCCCGCCCCGCCGCCAGACCCGCAGCCGGAGAAGACCGAGGAAGUGGUCCACCUGGAUGACGAGGAGAGUCCCGCGUCGGAGUGUUCAGGCGCAGGGUCUCCUUUAGGGUCCGGGUCGGGCCGGCUGGUGAUAGACGAGGGCGGGGAGGCGGGCGCGGAGGCGGAGGCGGAGGCGGGCGAGGGCGCGGCGGAGGCGGAGGCGGGCGCGCCGCUGUGCCAGGGCUGCCGGCGGCGCGACGCUCAGUUCGUGUGCGCGGGCUGCGCCAACCAGUGGUACUGCAGCCGCGACUGUCAGGUGGCGGCGUGGGACGACCACUCAGAAAUGUGUUCCGGCUGAGACGCGGCCGAAGACUCCACGUGACUGCGGCCGCGGACUCAUUGCCUUAUUUAAUAUAAUUAAUUAAAAUAUAUACAUUAUGUAUGGAACAUGUAUAUGAAUCUCUGAACAAAAAUUGUACGAAUAUACAAAUGCAAUCAAUAAUGAAAUUUUUACGCACAGAAUAAAUGGACUUGUGUACAGUCGGGGAAUUUGUCGGUGCUCCUAAAUUGAAAAUCGAUUAGUCUUAACGCAUCAAGACAGCGCGGAACAAUAAAUAAGACAAGGCUUUUGAAUGUUUUUAUACGAAACUUACGUGAGGUUUUUUUAAAAUAUUCUGCCCCGCCCCUUGGUAAGAUUUCGUUAGAUUUCAUUUAACCCCAUCCCCCAAUCUCACGUAAGAUUUUUCAAAAUAUACAAUUUGGAUAGAUCAAAAUAGUAUAUUUUUUUGUUUCGAUCAUAAAAAAAAUUUCCUGAUAUUUGCCGAGA
Molecule: messenger RNA, 3174 nt
Organism: Papilio polytes (common Mormon)
Lineage: Eukaryota; Metazoa; Arthropoda; Insecta; Lepidoptera; Papilionidae
Exons: 8
Coding region: 421-2706 (761 amino acids)
Source: RefSeq, a predicted model, not a curated record